Molecule: messenger RNA, 3064 nt
Organism: Cydia pomonella (codling moth)
Lineage: Eukaryota; Metazoa; Arthropoda; Insecta; Lepidoptera; Tortricidae
Product: juvenile hormone esterase-like
Exons: 5
Coding region: 53-1735 (560 amino acids)
Source: RefSeq, a predicted model, not a curated record
ACUUGAACGAAAUUCGUACCUGAAAGGCAUACCAUUAAAUUGCAAGAUCACGAUGUUCUAUGGAGUCCAGGCCACCAAUCAAGUGGUUUUCUACCUUCUAAUAAUAAGUGUACAGCAAUCAUCCCAGUCUUCUAUAACGGAAACUCUAUUAGACUCUGAGUCAGCCAGACCCAUAGUGCAUACUCCAUCCGGCAGUUUUCGAGGUCUUGAAGCUCAGGACGGGGAUUACUCCAUGUUUUUGGGUAUCCCGUAUGCGAGAGUUGAUCCGGACAACGUUUUUGGUCCUUCCAUACCGAUUGGAUUUGAAGGCACAUUUGAAGCAGUCGAGGACACAGUAAGGUGUCCUCAAGUAGAAGAAUAUAACAACACAAUAAUGGGGAAACUAGACUGCCUUCACAUUAACAUUUUUGUACCAAAUAGUGCCAGUAUAGAUAAUUAUUUGCCUGUUAUGAUACACAUACAUGGAGGGAGAUUCCAAUUCGGCUGUGCUGCCAGAGACGUUCAUGGGCCACGCUUCAUUGUUAGACAUGACGUCAUUUUAAUUACUGUAAACUACCGCGUUGGCCCGUAUGGAUUUUUUUGUCUAAACACUCCUAAAGUACCAGGGAAUCAGGGUUUAAAAGAUCAAGUACAAGCGCUACGCUGGAUUAAAGAAAAUAUACGAUAUUUUGGCGGAGACGACUCCAAGAUUACUUUAGGGGGAAACAGUGCAGGUUCAAUGUCUGUGGAUUUGCUUCAGCACUUUCUACAAGAACCACUUUAUAAUAGAGUGAUUUUACAAAGCGGUGUUUUAUUAACUAAUGGAGUAAUUCAACAUCCUGAUCCAGAUGCUCCUUUGAAAUUAUCAAAGCAAUUGAAUCAUAUAACAAAUGAUAUUAACGAUGCGUUAUCGUUUCUUAGCAGAGUAGACCCACAUGAACUUAUUGCUGCAACAAGGGAUUCUGGUAUGAUUGUUGGACCGUGUGUUGAAAACCAAUUCGAGAAUGUUGAUAACUACAUAACGAAAUAUCCUACUAAUAUGAGCAGUGUUAGAAAUGUCGAUGUAUUAAUUGGUUUUAAUAAUGACGAAUUCUUCGAUAAAACCAUUACGAUGCAAAAAGAGGACUUUGAGAGUAGAGACUUCGUGUCUGAGAAUUUGGAGGAUAAUUAUGAUUUUAAAAAUGAAAGUCAUCUUUCAGAUGAAAUAAAAGACAUUGUACGGAAGUUUUAUUAUGGCGAUAAUCCCAAUAGUGCCGAUAACAGGAGACCGGGGAUGAAUAUAAUUGCUGAUUUUUUUAUGUACAAUCCUGUAUUAAGAACUGUUAAAAAAUAUCUGGACAGUGGUGUAGAAAACAUGUAUUUUUAUAUGUUUUCGUAUUUGGGUGACAGGAGUUUUUCCAAGUAUAAAUGUAAUACAUCACACAUAAAAGGUGGUGCUGCCCACGGAGAUGAGCUGGGAUAUUUAUUUGAUGUAUCUUAUUUGAAAGAACUUUUGCAUGACGAAGACAUGCUAAUUGUAGACAGGAUGACUGAAUUUUGGACUAAUUUUGCUAAAUAUGGAAAUCCGACACCGAAACCAUCGAAGUUGAUUCCUCUCCAAUGGCCACGCGUAUCCCAGGACAAACUGCCAUAUUUGGAGAUAAACACUGAACUACGCCUAGGUUCCAGACCGAUGCACGAGCGGAUGAGCUUUCUAGACCUUCUGUACAAGCAUAUUGGACGUUAUCAUAAGGAGCAUUUGUGGACUGGACAAUGAAACCGAACAAACAAAUGACUACAACUGUAGCUUGUGGAUAAAAAGAAACUUUGUUAUUCAUUUUUGAAGAAUAAAGAGAGCCUUUACGAGCUGGUGUGGUAAAGAAAAAUGUUUUAAUAACUGACGAGCACAAUAUCCCCUAAGAAUCAUUUUUAGGGUUCCGUACCAAAAUGGUAAAAAGGAACCCUUAUGGUGCGACUCUGUCCGUCCGUCCGUCCGUCUGUCACAUCGCUAAAUAUCUCGAGAACCACUUAAGCUAUUGAUUUGAAAUUUGGAAUAGUUAUGAACAACGCUAACCCAGACACAUUGAAAGUAUUAUUUUGUUAAAACUAAAAAUGGUUUAUCAAGGGAAAUGUGUAAUAAAAAUAACGCCCCCCCCCCCCUUAUCUCCGAAGUUUACCGAAGAAAAAUUAUGAUUUUUUUUACAUGAUAUUAACAUUACUAUAUAUUUUACAGGAAAAAUAUAAUCAGACCCCAAUCUUGCUUACUUUUUUAAAAUUAACAUCAAACCUUCCCGAAUUCAGUUUGCAAGUUACGUGUGUUUAUUACACUUGAAAUUUCUAUGAGAUUGGACUAUCAGUUGUUUUUCUCAGGGUUCGUAGGUUCAACGCUAUACUACCUCACUACCCGUCUGUGAAAUUCCUAGAAAUCUCUAUUAUAUAGACAAAGGAAAUUGAUAAGAAUAACUGGACGCCAGCAAGCUUGCUAAAGCGUACAAAAGAAGGUAGAUCUGUAAUGAGAUAAAAUAAACUAUUUUGCUUGAGCUCAAAAUACUAGAAGUUGAAUUUAGUUAACCAGCGAUUCAUUAGAGUUAGUUUAAAUUAGUUCUAAGAUACAAGCAGGCUGCUCUAGCAGCACAAGAUACUUAACUAAUGUAUUUGGAAUAUAAUUAAGGCAGUUCAGAUGAAGCCGUUGAAAGUUAAUGUGUACAGGGCACUAAAGUUCGUGGCAAAGAUCACUGUGACGUCUUAUCACUUUUGUUUACACAAUUUAAUUGUCUUUUAAUGUAGUGAGAGACAAAAAUGUCAGAAAAGCAGGCGUGCCGUGCGAAACCGUCACGUCUCAUCCAUGCAGUCCGGCAGCAUCACCAAGAACGUCUAAGCCGCGAUGGAUGUCGUGCGGCAGACACGUGGCCCCUCUGCAUGCGUUCUUGUAUGCUAGACGAAACUGAUGACCUGGCAUACUCCAGGAGAAACGAGGAUGUCUGAGGGUGCCCAGAAGAACCCGAGAAGAUUUAAAUCGCUCCCAAAUUGUAGGAGAGUUUCCCAAUAUGGGACCAGCAAGAAACUCGGCGGGCACAUCAUUUCAAAACAUUUCAUCUUAUAACUA